AAUUUCGGCAGGAGCUGCUAGCGAAGCGUUCGCGUGUCAUGACCGAGGUACAAGGGGACCCACCACCGCCGGAUGCCGAGCGCUGCCGGAAGAACGCAGGCGACGGGUGGCGGUGCCGAUCGCGGAGGACUGAUGACUCGAACUUGUGCGAGAAGCACAUCAGCAUGAAGCGUUCCUCAUCCUCUUCCUCGGCCGGCGCCGGUAGGGUUAGAAAAAACCGAUCUUCUGUCCCCGGAGUCGGUGGCGUGCGUUCGAAGAGGAAGAAGAACGGCGGUUCCUCCUCCUCCUCCGAGGAGGUGAUCCCGGAGAAGAAGUCGAGGAUCAAGGUUGCGGACAAGGAUGGCGAAAUUCGUGACGAGACGGGGGAGGAUGUGAAAGACGACGAAAGGCCGAAGUUUGAUCGGGGAGUACGAACCUCGAGGAAUAAAGAUCCAAAUUUUUAUUACGAGGGUGAUUGUAGUUGCGAAGGCGUGGAAUUUGGUGAAUUUGGUGAAAAGGAUGGUUCUUUGUUGAAGAAAAAGGAUGUUAAAUCACAGGAGAAGGAAACACAAGUGAUGAAAGACGAAAUGAAGGGUUCUGAUGAGGACGCGGGGUUACAAUUAGCCAAGACGAGGAAAAAGAGUGGUGCGGUGAACUCUGGUACACAGGAGAAUAAUGGCAAAAGUCAGGAAGUGCAAGAGAAGGUAAUCUUGGCGACAGAGAAAAUCAAGAAAGAAGAAAAUAACUCUGCUUGUGACUCAGAAACUGUGUUGAUGGGUAAAGACAUUAUUGGGAAAGUCGAGAUGGGUUCUGGAUCGAGCUCUAAGAAGAUCAAAGGCGAAGGCAAGAGAAUGCAGGAAGAAAACAUAGCAGAUAUGGAACUGACAGAAACAAAGCCUUCAGAAUCAGUGAAAUCAUCCAGAGAUCCGAAUGAUCCGUUCCAGAUGUGUCAUCAAUGCAUGAAGAGUGAUAGGAAAGUAGUUAGGUGCAGCAAAUGUCCUCGAAGGCGAUAUUGUUUUGAAUGCGUUCGGACAUGGUAUCCGGAACUAUCAAGGGAAGCCAUUGCAGAGGCUUGCCCAUGUUGUAGAGGAAUUUGCAACUGUAAAGCUUGUUUGCGUGGAGCUAAGAUACCAGAGAGUCUGUAUUCUGGUGAUCCAAAAGAUGAUGGAGAAAAGAUACAGUUUCUGAAGUAUCUCAUUGGUUACCUCCUGCCAUAUGUGGAACAAUUUUGUGAUGAUCAGAUGGUAGAGAAGACUGUGGAGGCCCAGAUUUGUGGCUCAUCUGAUGUGAAGAUAGAGAAAAUUGACUACGCGCAAGAUGAACGCAUUGACCAUUGCAAAACCUCUAUAGUUGAUUUCCAUCGAAGCUGUCCAAGUUGUCAUCAGUAUGAUCUAUGUGUGACCUGCUGCAAGGAAAUUCGAGAAGGCUGUUUGAGGGGUUGUGAACUUCUACACUUUCCUUAUAAAACUAGAGGAAAAGAUUACUUACAUGGAUUAAGUUAUAAAGUUCCAGAAAAACAAGUGAAGUCAUUACGAAGCAACAAGUUAGAUAGUAUGCCUGAACAGAUGCCACUCCCAAAAUGGGAAGCAACUUCAUCAGGUGAAAUCCCUUGCCCGCCAAAGGAAAGGGGUGGGUGUGGACAAGGCAAAUUGGAGCUGAAGUGUAUUUUUGACGAUAGUUGGCUGUCAGAGCUGAAAGAGAAGGCAAAAAGGUUGACUGCUGCUUGUGGACCUGCUGAGGUGUAUCAUAGCGCCACUCAGUGUCCAUGUUUUGAAUCCAAUGAUGAUGGGCAGCUAAGAAAGUGUGCUUAUCGAGUUAAUUCCGAUGACAAUCACCUCUACUGUCCUUUGGCAAGUGAUAUCAAGCUACAGGAACUGGAGCACUUCCAGAGACACUGGACAAUGGGCGAGCCCAUUAUUGUGCGGGAUGUUCUCAAACUUACUUCUGGAUUGAGUUGGGACCCGAUGGUGAUGUGGCGUGCUGUUCGUAAGGUUGUAUUUAAGAAAGGUUCCUCUGACUUGAUGGUAACAGCACUAGAUUGCCUUGACUUCUGUGAGGUUGAUAUAAACAUUCACCAGUUUUUUAAAGGAUACACUGAAGGUCGCAGACAUUACACUUCUUGGCCUGAAAUGCUAAAGCUGAAGGAUUGGCCCCCUUCCACUUUAUUUGGGGAGAGGCUGCCGCGCCAUAAUGCAGAAUUUCUUAAUGCCUUGCCCUACAAAGAAUACACUCAUCCAGACUCUGGAAUUUUAAAUUUGGCUGCCAAGUUAACCAAAGAAAUGCUCAAACCAGAUCUGGGGCCUAAAACAUAUAUAGCCUAUGGCUAUCCGGAAGAGCUUGGACGUGGGAAUUCAGUAACUAAGCUUCAUUGUGAUGUUUCAGAUGCGGUGAAUGUGUUGAUGCACACUGCUGAUGUGGAUCCAAGUUUAUAUGAUCUUGAAAGAAUUAAAGGACUAAAACAAAAGCAUGCUGCGCAAGACAAAGAAGAACUCUUCAGUAGUGUCAAUGCAGAUGAUAAAAGGACUGAAAUAGCCAUGCAGGAAACAAGUGUCAGCCUUAAUAAGGCUAAAGAUGGUCUUGAGCAGUCUCACUCUGCUGAGCAGAGUAAAAUUGUUGAUGCCACAGUGAAUGACAAUGAGCCCUCUGUGGUGGAUCCUGAUUCUUUUCUUGAAGAAAUUAAGGAUAAGGCCGUGCUUCCAGACAAUGUUAAGGAAUCAAAUAUGGUUUCUGGAUUGCCAUCUGCAAAUGUUGAUGAUAUGGUUGAAACCAGGAAAGUAACGGAGGGAAGCUGUAAAUAUUUUAAACGGCGUAAAAAAGUGAACAAAAAUUCCGAAGGUUUGUCAGCAGAGAAUUCAGAAAGGAUCAACAUUGAGGCAGGAAAAGAUAAAGAGGAGGGAGGUGCACUUUGGGACAUUUUCAGACGGGAAGAUGUUCCGAAGCUCGAGGAGUAUCUUAGAAAACAUCAUAAAGAAUUCAGGCAUAUUUAUGGUUUACCGGUGGAGCAGGUUGUACAUCCAAUUCAUGAUCAAAGCUUUUACUUAACCUCUUAUCAUAAAAGGAAGCUCAAGGAGGAAUUCGGAGUUGAACCUUGGACUUUUGUGCAAAAACUCGGAGAAGCUGUGUUUAUUCCUGCUGGAUGCCCUCAUCAAGUUAGAAAUCUUAAGUCUUGCAUUAAAGUUGCUCUCGACUUUGUUUCACCUGAAAAUCUUGGAGAGUGCAUUCGAUUGACCGAGGAAUUUCGUGCUCUUCCCCAGAACCACAAGGCUAAGGAGGAUAAGUUAGAGGUAAUGAAGAUGGCUAUACAUGCUUUACAUGAUGCUGUGUCUUCUCUCAGCGAACUUGUCUGUCCUGUAGAACAAGAAGAGAAGGCAAGCUAACUGAUGGAAGAUCCUUCUGCCCGAAUUGUUCUGCUGCGCUUGAUUUUGGAAUAUUGAACUUUUGCUUAGUCACCUGCCCUGACUAUUUAUUAUUCCUGUAUAUUUUGAUGUGGUCAAUCUUAAUCCUAGAAGUUACUCAGUUACAUUCAUGUGCACUGUCACAUUUUGAACAUGGCCUCCUUUUGUCAUUUGUAAGUACUUACUCAGAACUAUCUUGUACUAGUAAUCUUUUGUCAUUAUUACUGCUACAGCUGUGUGAAUUAGUUACUAAACUCAAUGUGGUGUUGCCACUUUUAUGUACAAAAAUUGGGCUUCUGUUCAAUGAUGAUUGUUUGAAGCA
This is a messenger RNA of Striga asiatica, 3696 nucleotides long. NCBI's taxonomy places the organism in Eukaryota, Viridiplantae, Streptophyta, Magnoliopsida, Lamiales, Orobanchaceae. The record is from the annotation of a GenBank genome assembly.